AAUCGACGACGUCAAAGACCGGUAGGAGAUCGAACGGCAACGGAGGCAACUGAUGCCCCCAGGCGUAUUUCCCCACCUCGAAUAUGGGGGGAGGGAGACAUACAGACAGACAGACAGAAUGCCGCCGCCUCGAGCCUUUUAUUCUCUGCUUCUUUUUUUUUGUUUUGUCUUUAUUUUCGGCAGAUACUUUGCAUAAUCUCCCGCACGACGACAGCAGACAGUCGAGGGCGACCGUCCAUCGAUUGGUCUCCUCCUUCAACACCAAUCAGCGCAGAGCAGAGCAUUUCUGUCGUGAUUUUUUCUGUUUUAUAUAAAAUGGGAAGGCAUCCGUAUUUCUUCCAUCAGUUAAUGCCACAGAUUCAACGUAUCCAGAGAUCAAUCACAUAUCAUGAAGAGCAGCAGCAGCAGCGUUCCGUUUAAAUUCUACUUCUUCUGUGGACUUUUAUUACUCUUCGCAAUGUGCAGCAGUUUAUGUGCGGGAAUGGUGAUGGGCCCAAGACCCACUGGAAAAUCCACAGAACAACUCUCCCACCAGCAGCAGCUCGAGGAAAUCUAUUGGCAAACACCCGCAGUACCGGACGAACGAUUGGCGGAUGCAGAAGUGGAUAAUGCUUACGAAUUGUUCAAUUUACGGCCUAAACCUACAACCUCAAACCGCAUUCAGAAUCUAUAGAUACGUUUUAGCUAUUUUUACAUAGAUUUCGUGUUAAUUAUGGUUAUGGCUAUAUGUGUUUAGAUUUAACUUUAAAUUUAUAAAUAAUAAAAACAGACAUU
Molecule: messenger RNA, 774 nt
Organism: Drosophila obscura
Lineage: Eukaryota; Metazoa; Arthropoda; Insecta; Diptera; Drosophilidae
Exons: 2
Coding region: 389-673 (94 amino acids)
Source: RefSeq, a predicted model, not a curated record